AGCCGCUCAGGCUCGAGCCCUGACUGGCCGGGAGCCCGCCAGGCCUUGCCCCCGUGGCGGCCCAGAUGGUCCUGGGCAGCGCGCAUUGACAGAGACUCGGCAGGGGCACCCCAGCGGAUGCCCCAGGCGGUUCAGGACAACCCUGUUGCCCGUCUCCACCCUGGGCCUCAGCGCGGACGCGGAGGCGCGCUGCCUCCUGCGCCGGGCGCUCCGAGACGCGUGGCCUGCGGCGCAGCGUUUCGGGUGGAGCGUGGCGCAGCUGUGCGAGCUGGGGCCCGAGGAUGGCGACGUGGGCUACUCGGGGAAGGACGCGACCCUCUACGUCAAGGUGCGGGACCCUGCCCAGGGCAGCGGGCGGUUCUACCCCUACGGCUUCAUCCUCGCCACCCUGCUGCACGAGCUGACCCACCUGUCCUUCCUGGGCCACGGGAAGGCCUUCUACAGGCGCCUCGUGAAGGCCACGUCGCUCUGCGGGGCGACCCCGUCCGUGCGCCAAGAGGUGCGCCGGCACGUGUGCGGGGAGUUGCUGAACGCCGUCUGCGACAACGACCAGAGGCGUGCCAGGGCCCUGCUGGCCGCGCUGCCCGAGGCCGCGGCCUGCGGCCCGCUGGGGCUGGCGCGCCAGCUGCCCCUCGCGUACGCCGCGCACCACGGCCGCGUGGCCCUCACGCGCCUGCUCCUGGAGGCGCGGGCUGACGCCGACGCCUGCUCGGGCGGCGGCGGCUGCCAGGUGCCGCCGCUCGCGUGGGCCGCGGCGCAGGGCAACAAGAGGACGGUCCGCGUGCUGCUCGACGGCGGCGCCUGCCGCGGCCGCCUUGCGCAGGUGGAGCCGGCGCUGCUGGAGAGGCUGCCGCCGGAGCCUCCGGAGGAGGCGCCCUCGCCCGGCCUGCGGGCCUGCGCGCCCGCGCCGCCCGCGGGAAGCCUCGAGCGGCGGGGAGCGUCGCUGCGGUCGCGGUCGAUGCCGCUGCCGGCGCUGCCGGGCAUGGCCGGCGGGGGCUGCCGUGCGGCCGGGGGCGGCGGCCGCAGCGCCGUUUCGCUGAGCGGCUCGCUGGCCCUGUAGGAUAGGACUUUAGGACUCGCCCCCGGAAGGGGCUGGACGUAACCCCUAAGGGUCUUUUGUUUGGGUCCCCUCCCUUUUCACUCGGCCGCCGAAUAAAUCAUUAGUGGCCCCCGAUGGGGGGGGUUCUACAGACCCUUCGCGCUUGCAUCGGCCACUGACAGGACGCCCCCCCCAGACAAGUCGAACGAGGAAAUCUGCACCGGUCCACUCGGCAUUGGCACCCGGGUGUGCUGGUGGAGUCCCCGGUCGGUUUUGCUAAUCGACGCGCGUUUCGCCGGAUCUAUUCGGCUGUUUCAAAAUGUCGAUUAGCUACUCGGCUGAGGUGCACUCGCGUUGUGUUGCCGUGCUGACGUGGGGUGCCCCUGGCAGCUUUCACUGAAGCGCGUGUGGCCAAAGGGGUUUCUGUCCAGCCCCAACAUGCCUGGACCUCCACGAUCCGUCUUUUUCAGUCCGGCCUCUCCCACGCCCUCCUUGGUCUCGGCCUAUUCGUGCUCGCCCACACCCCAGUACUGCGUUGCACUUGUCACUUGAUGGACUCAGUCGGCCUUGCUGUUGAGAA
Molecule: messenger RNA, 1619 nt
Organism: Prorocentrum cordatum
Lineage: Eukaryota; Dinophyceae; Prorocentrales; Prorocentraceae
Source: the annotation of a GenBank genome assembly